UUGCACUGAUGACUUCGCCGUCCAUCGCAUUGCGUUCCGGCUUUGAUUGUCGAGUGUGAGAGAGCAGUCAGUGUCGGUCGAGUCUCCAGGGGUGAUAUAUACAGACAUGGUUUUUCACUCCCGAAGCGCCCACGUAUCAAACAAGAAAAUCGACCUCGAAAAGCUCGCUCCCUAUGCGAUCCAUUUGGCGAUGGUGAUAGCUGUGGCUGUAUAUGUCAUAGCUGGUGCAUUCACUAUCCGAGAGAUUGAAGCCAUUCCACAACGAAUCGCCGAGGGAAGUCGCUCCAGACGAGAAGCACAUGAGGUUCGGCAUAACGCAUUAAAUCGAACUCGAAAAUGUGUGUUAGCUGCUCUGCGACGGUUGGAAAAAGCAUCGAAUUGUUCGCAACAACUUGACAUUUCUCAUCUUGCCUGGCUGGAUGAAUGCUAUAAACACGAUUUACGCCGUUUAUCAGCGGAUUCCCGAGAGCAAAAGGGAGAAGAAAGGCAAGGAAAAAAAGGCAGUGGAAAUCUUACGGAUGAAAAUGAUGAUGUCUAUGAAUACUGGUCACUUAUGGAUUCAGUAUUGUUUUGUUUCACUGUGAUAACAACGAUUGGUUACGGUAAUGUCGCUCCGCGUUCAUUCAACGGGCGAUUGUUUGUUAUACUGUACGGCCUAGUGGGCGUGCCCUUCACGAUGCUCGCUAUAGCAAAUUUGGGGAAAUUUCUCGCUACUGUGCUGAAAACCUGGACGCGACCCUUUGUCCGAUGUGCCAAGCGAUUGAAGAGGAGGCUUUGCAAGCCGAAGUACACGGCGAAGGAAAAACAACGUCUAAUGGAGAGGGAAUCAAGAAAGCCGGCCAAAACGAAGACAGGAGAUGACGAUGCUUCUUCGGAUGCUGAGUCCGAACUCGACGAAGAGGAUGAUAACACGUCCGAUGGCAUAGUGCUAUUCAUAGCCUUUUUAAUGUACAUCAUUGCUGGCUCUGCGGUUAUAGCUGCAUAUGAGCCCGAGAUGGAUAUGUUUGAGGCCGUUUACUUCAAUUUUGUAACACUUACUACGAUAGGUUUGGGAGAUUUGGUACCGCAAAGCGACACUUAUUUGGUGAUCACACUCGUAUACUGUACCAUAGGGCUGGCGUUGACAACAAUAGCUAUCGAAAUCGCUGCUGAUACGCUGAAAAAACUGCAUUACUUUGGUCGAAAGGUCGAAAACGUUGCUAAUGUGCAAGUAUGGUUUGGAGGGAAAAAGAUCUCGAUGAAAGCCCUUGUAAAAAAUCUUGGCGAUCAAUUUAACGUACCUCUCGACGAACUAGAUAAUCUCAAUUUGGAACAAUUUGUCGAUAAUGCCAUCAAAGUCGAGCAAGGCGAACUGGCAACUCUGAGGGUUGAUCGUGGUUGGAUGAACUCAAACUACUGGCGAGCUAUCGAGUCAGGCACCAUGCACUACGUCGACGAUGACGAUCUGGUGACGUUACAGAGCAAUCGAAACUAUUAUUCCGAAUUUUAAUUCACGUAAUCGUUCAUGGACGUAGUUACGGACGAUCUGGCAAACUUCACAUAUGCGAAAUUAGAUGAUGACCACAUGAUCGCGAACACACG
Molecule: messenger RNA, 1581 nt
Organism: Cylicocyclus nassatus
Lineage: Eukaryota; Metazoa; Nematoda; Chromadorea; Rhabditida; Strongylidae
Source: the annotation of a GenBank genome assembly